AGGGCAGCCCCAAAACAACGAUUGUGAUUGGAUGGCCGGCUGUCAAACUCGAUUCGCACACGUCAGGGUCCGCCCCGAACUUUUACCCGUCCGCAUCUUCCAGAUCCAAAAACGAUCCAAGGUGCAUGCGCUAAGGUCCUGGUCCUGCGGACUUGUCCGCCAUUUGUACGGUAAGGUACGCACGAUGUAAAUUUCGCAAAUUGGAGCAGCCAAGCGCUCACCAUAUCCACAGCCAAGAGCAAGUGACUGAGCCUGGGUUGAAGGAGCCGAGGAGCAAAAGGAGUGCUCUUCUCAGAUGCUAACAUAAAUGUUUUGUGUAUACACAUCACGCUCCUCUUACUCUAGCCUGUCCGGUUGGGGCCUGGGUACCGGUUUGUCCAAUGUAUCAGAUGGCUGAAGUUCCUGAUGACUGGCAGAUAUGCCAAGGGGGUGCGAAGGCAAUAUUCCUGCAGUUUGCUUGUGUGCGUGGAUGUGCGUUGUCAUUAUUCCUCCUAUGGCAUGCCAUGUCGUCCUUUGCUGGCUUAUGCCCAUGUUUCCGCCCCAGGUUGACACGCGGGAGGUGUACGGACGUACAGUCUGCAAACUCCGAGUCGACUGCAGGUGCAGCUCUUCUGAGAAGCAUCCAAACCACCCCACACCGCCCAAGAGCGCCUUCUCGCUGUGUGCAUACCUUACAAGUUAGUUUGGCAACACAGGUUUGCAAACUGUACGGAUAUACUCCGUACACCAGCGUCUCGGGUGCCCCAGUCGCAACCCCGCAAAGACCGACACGGGAAUGGCACUUGGAACGCUGGAUGCAGAGAUACCUUAUGUACCAUAACGUUAUGUGCCUUACAAAUUUACAUAUGAACAUACCUGCCUGCAUUCG
Molecule: messenger RNA, 868 nt
Organism: Thermothelomyces thermophilus ATCC 42464
Lineage: Eukaryota; Fungi; Ascomycota; Sordariomycetes; Sordariales; Chaetomiaceae
Exons: 1
Coding region: 419-682 (87 amino acids)
Source: RefSeq, a predicted model, not a curated record